GGUCUCCUUUACGGCAAUUUUGACUGUCAGGCGCGGAUUUUGUAAACAAAGCUGUGUCACUUUAGUUGGGCUCGAAUCGGUUCAUUAUAUCAACAAGUCUAUACAACUUUCUAUUUCUUUUCUUUUCUUUAUCGAUUUCCCGUAAAUGAAAAGUUAAUUUAUUUAACUGUAUAAAACUUUUUAGCCGUCUGGGAAACUUUCUGAGAGCUGCCACGAUGCUUUUAGCCAUCCCUGCUAGCUAAGAUGCUAACCGAGCGGAGGAGCAGCAGAACCGGUGAGGCUGAGUCCGAGGGCAGCCGCUGCUGCUUCAUGUGACAGCGGGCCAGGCAUGCUCAUAGCGCACCUCCUAGUCAGAUCCACGCUUCGAUCGGGACUACUGCGGGCGAGGACGGGCUUUUUCUGGGCGACACGGAGCCGUUGGUGCUCGGACGCAGCGCAGGGGGCAGACAUGAUUCGCAGCCGAGUUCAGAUCAAGCGGGUCCUUUGCGUGGCCGAGAAGAACGACGCAGCCAAAGGCAUCUCUGAGAUCAUGUCUGGCGGCAGAGCCAGGAGGAGAGAAGGAUUUUCGAAGUUCAAUAAAAUAUACGAGUACGAAUAUAAUCUUUUUGGCCAGAAUGUGACAGUGACAAUGACUUCAGUGUCAGGCCAUUUGCUGGGUCUGGAGUUCAAAGCGCCUUUCCAGAAAUGGCACAGCUGCAGUCCCGUGUUGCUGUUUGAUGCAGAGGUAGAGAAGUAUUGCCCGGACAACAUGAUUCAAAUCAAGCGGACUCUGGAGAAGGAAGCGAGGCAGUGCCAGGCUCUGGUCAUCUGGACUGACUGUGACCGGGAGGGAGAAAACAUUGGCUUCGAAAUCAUUGACGUUUGCAAAGCAGUGAAGCCGAAUUUGCAAAUCUUUCGAGCGAAGUUUUCGGAGAUCACUCCCAACUCGAUUCGAAGAGCGUGUGAGACGCUGACGGAGCCCGACCGCAACAUCAGCGACGCCGUCGAUGUCCGGCAGGAGCUGGAUCUGCGGAUAGGCGCGUCCUUUACCCGGUUCCAGACGCUUCGCCUGCAGAAGAUCUUCCCCGAGUCCCUGGCCAAUCAGCUGAUCUCAUACGGCAGCUGUCAGUUUCCCACCCUGGGAUUUGUGGUGGAGCGCUUCAAAGCCAUUCAGGCUUUUAUACCCGAGACUUUCUACAAGAUCAAAGUGCUCCACCAGGUGGAAGAGGACAGUGUUGAGUUCAGCUGGAAGAGAAACCGUCUCUUCCAUCACACAGCCUGUUUGGUGCUCUACCAGAUCUGCAUGGAGGAUCCCAUGGCAACAGUCACCUCAGUAACAAGCAAACCCAAGAGCAAAUGGAGACCACUGCCUUUGGACACAGUGGAACUGGAGAAACUGGCGUCUAGGAAGCUCAGGAUAAAUGCCAAAGAGACGAUGAAGAUUGCUGAAAAGCUUUAUACUCAAGGGUUAAUCAGCUAUCCUCGCACAGAAACCAACAUAUUUCCUGCAAACCUUCCCCUGGCGCCGCUGGUGGAGCAGCAGGCGCAGAGUCCGGAGUGGGGGACGUUUGCCCAGCGGGUUCUGGACCAGCCUGGGGGCCCCAACCCACGGCAGGGCAAAAACUCCGACCAGGCCCACCCUCCCAUACACCCCACCAAGUACACCAACACGCUGCAGGGCAACGAAGCGCGUGUGUAUGAGUUCAUCGUGCGGCACUUCCUGGCCUGCGUUUCCCAGGACGCUUUGGGGCAGGAGACGGUGGUGGAAAUAGAAAUUGCUCAAGAGAAGUUCUCCACAUCUGGACUCAUGAUUAUUGCAAGGAAUUACCUGGACGUCUACCCGUACGAGAGGUGGAGCACAAAGCUGAUACCAGUUUAUGAGCAGGGCUCCCAGUUCCAGCCCUCCGCUAUCGAGAUGGUGGAUGGACAGACGAGUCCGCCUCAGCUGCUGACCGAAGCCGACCUCAUAUCCCUGAUGGAGAAGCACGGCAUCGGUACGGAUGCGACCCACGCAGAACACAUCGAGACCAUUAAGAGUCGCAUGUACGUCGGUCUGACUGCGGACCAGAGGUUUCUCCCCGGGGAGCUCGGCAUGGGACUAGUGGAGGGUUACAACUCCAUGGGCUACGAGAUGUCGAAACCCAACCUGCGCGCCGAGCUGGAGGCUGACCUGAAGCUGGUGUCAGAGGGCAGGAAGGACAAGCGGAGCGUUCUGCAGCACCACAUCCAGAAAUACAAAGCUGUCUUCAUAGAGUCCGUGAGGAAGGCAAAGAAGUUAGACGAGGCUCUGUCGCCGUACCUGGGCGCAGCUCUGGAGCUGCCUGAAGCGGAGCAGCUGGACAUGGAGGUACCGCUGCCGGUCAGGAAGUGUCCUAACUGUGGGCGGGACAUGGUGCUGAAGAAGAAGAGGGAGGGAAACAGUAAGUUCCUGACCUGUGUGGGCUUCCCGGCCUGUAAGACGGCCGUCUGGUUCCCGGACACCGUGAUGGAGGUCAGCAGGGACGACGCUGUUUGUCCCACAUGCCAACCGAGCCCCAUUCACCUGCUGAAGUUUAAGUUCCGCAGAGGCAGCGUUCCUCCCAUGAUGCCUCUGGAAUUCGUCGGCUGCAUUGGUGGCUGUGACGAGACGCUCAGAGAGGUUUUGGACCUCAAGUACCUCAGAGGAGGAGGAGGAGGAGAAGGAGGAGGCAGAGGACCGGGGGAUGGAGAUGAUGCUCCGCCUCCGAGGCCCCCGAGACCGCCACUGCCCAGACCCUCCGUGCCUCCUGUUCCCGCCUGGACCCCCCAGCCCAGACCGCCACCAGGUGGCAGCGGCGUCCACGUGGAAGCCAGCGGCGACGUGAUCGUCUGCAACUGUGGCCAGGACGCGCUCCUCCUGACGGUGCGCAAAGACGGCCCCAACCAAGGCCGCCAGUUCUACAAGUGCAACUCCGGGGCCUGCAACUUCUUCCUGUGGGCGGAUCAGCCGAGUCAGCAGGGGGCACCGCCGCAGAGCAGAGGGCCCCCGCUGUCGGCGCAGAGGUCUCCUCAGGCUCCCAGGGCCGUGCUGGGGUUCGGGAACACGCCCGGAGGCGGCAGAGGGCGUGGUUCGGGCGCCGUGGGGCAGACCGUGUGCAACUGCAACGACAACGCCGUGACCCGCACGGUGCAGAAGGACGGCCCCAACAAGGGCCGCAUGUUCCACACCUGCGGGAAGCCGAGAGACCAGCAGUGCGGCUUCUUCCAGUGGGCUGACGAGAACGUACCUCCACCAGGCGGAUUCGGUGGAGGAUUUAACGGAUUUAACGGCGGCGGAGACGGAGGGAACAAGGGGAGGAAGACGGCGGGAGACGGCGCCGCCGGCAGACCUCCCGCUGCGAGGAAACCGCGGACCUGCGGCAUCUGCCACAUGCCGGGACACACCCGCGUCACCUGCCCUCAGCGGUGACCAAUCGGCUCCAGAGCGCCGUGACGUCGCCGAGGCGCAACUGGUUUUGCUUUUGCGGCGGACGAUAACGAGCGUGUUUAUCAAGUCCCUCUUCGCAGCAGGUAGUCGUCCUCUCUGUCUAGUUUCGCAACGGCUUCCCGUAAAGUGAAAACAGGUUCGACUGCAGGACCAACGGCUGUAAACAGAUUUGAGAGAGCAGAGUUGCGCCUCUGAACAAAGGCAUGAAAGAGAAACUAAAGCUCUCUGUUUGUUCUGCUCUGAUCCGAUCUCCGCUCUGAGGAGGACAGCUCAAAGUUUCAUGUGUCAUACGUAACUCUUUUUUUUUUUUUUUUUUUUUAAACCCCUGGAGGGAAAGACAGAGGGGGGUGGAAGUUCACCUUGUGAGAG
Messenger RNA from Poecilia latipinna (sailfin molly), 3793 nucleotides. RefSeq names its product DNA topoisomerase III alpha (gene top3a). The record is from RefSeq and is a predicted model, not a curated record. Gene Ontology annotation, cellular component: chromosome; RecQ family helicase-topoisomerase III complex; nucleus. Gene Ontology annotation, molecular function: zinc ion binding; DNA topoisomerase type I (single strand cut, ATP-independent) activity; DNA binding. NCBI's taxonomy places the organism in Eukaryota, Metazoa, Chordata, Actinopteri, Cyprinodontiformes, Poeciliidae. Gene Ontology annotation, biological process: DNA repair; DNA recombination; DNA topological change. The transcript is spliced from 19 exons. Bases 329 to 3406 code for a protein of 1025 amino acids.